AUGGGGAUGGAGCAUCUGAUGAGUGUCGUGAAUCCGUCAUCAGGUUACAUCUUACAAAGAGGUCUCGAACGCCGUGGUGAUGGGACGAUGGAGGAAAAGAAAGAGCUACAGAAGCAGAGGACAGAAAAAAUGAUGGAAGCCUACCAAAACACAGAAAGCAGGGAUGGAGUGAUCAGAUGUCCAAUUCCAUGCAAAAGCAGCAGACCGUACAGGGAGUAUGAUUUUAAAAGUGCACAAGAUCUCUCUGAUUUUAUGGUGAGCAAGGCUUCUCCUCCAUACUUCAUGGGAUCUCCACCAGUUCGUGCAAGCAAUCCCCUUGUCAAUGACAGGCAGUUCUGUGCUUGGAAAGUACAAAGCGUUGAUGAGUCACUCGGCAUUCCUAUACCAACCAGGGGCUACCGCGUUGGCUACAACAAAAGGGGAGGGGCUGCUACAGAGGAUUGA
Triticum turgidum subsp. durum (durum wheat) is the source of this 444-nucleotide messenger RNA. Lineage: Eukaryota; Viridiplantae; Streptophyta; Magnoliopsida; Poales; Poaceae. The record is from the annotation of a GenBank genome assembly.